GCACUCGGCAAGGAGGGCCGCAGACACUGCCAAGAGCUGUGCACUUCGAAACCCGAAUACAAUGCGCGCAUCAUUAUUCUUCCUGGCGGUAGCCCUUAGCGCCGCGGCUGCAGAAUUGGAGGAUAGUUGCCUAGCCUGCAUGUGUUACGUAUCCAGUAGUGGCUGCGUCAUGCCAGAUGGAGUGUGCAGGAACACUGCAUGGUCAGAAGUGUGUGGACCCUGGGCCGUUACCAAGCCUUACUGGGAAGACGCCCAUAAACCAGGCGGAGAUUUUUACCCAUGCAUGGCUGACUGGGACUGUAACGAGCAGACCGUCCGGGCUUACCUGGACAGGUACGUAGAGAAUCCUUUCGCCACUUGCGAGACCUACGCCCGCACGCACUACGGGGGGCCGUGGGGGAUGAACGAGGACUACGCGACCGAUUACUGGUUACUGGUCAAGGACUGCCUGGACGACGGGCUUUUCACAACUCCUCCGAGUGUAGAGUGACACCUCGUGCUGGUGACUCAAAGAGGCUGAUCUAUGCAAAGGCUUGAAAAAUAAAUUUCCAAUACCUUA
This is a messenger RNA of Penaeus monodon (black tiger shrimp), 559 nucleotides long. RefSeq names its product lysozyme-like. Bases 62 to 490 code for a protein of 142 amino acids. NCBI's taxonomy places the organism in Eukaryota, Metazoa, Arthropoda, Malacostraca, Decapoda, Penaeidae. The record is from RefSeq and is a predicted model, not a curated record. The transcript has 3 exons. Gene Ontology annotation, molecular function: lysozyme activity.